Molecule: messenger RNA, 1773 nt
Organism: Telopea speciosissima
Lineage: Eukaryota; Viridiplantae; Streptophyta; Magnoliopsida; Proteales; Proteaceae
Product: phospho-2-dehydro-3-deoxyheptonate aldolase 2, chloroplastic-like
Exons: 5
Coding region: 43-1575 (510 amino acids)
Biological process (GO): aromatic amino acid biosynthetic process
Molecular function (GO): 3-deoxy-7-phosphoheptulonate synthase activity
Source: RefSeq, a predicted model, not a curated record
GGGUAUUUGCAUUUUUCAGGCAAAGCUCCGAUUCCUGCAACAAUGGCGCUCGCAGGACCAAGUAAUCUAACGGCACAGAAAUCCCACUUUCAUCACAGCUCGAGAAAGCUCUCCCCAAAGCUCCACAUUGUCUAUGCUGUUCACGCAGCCGACCCAGCGAAGAAAUCCAACGGAGCAGCCGUUGAGAUCAAGAUUGGGUCUUCGUCGUCGAAUUGGACACUCGAGGGAUGGAAAUCCAAGAAGGCGCUUCAAAUUCCUGCUUACCCGAAUCAAGUGGAGCUCGAUUCCGUUCUGAAAACUCUUGAGAGCUUCCCUCCGUUGGUGUUUGCUGGAGAGGCGAGGAAGUUGGAGGAGAGGCUCGCGAAAGCAGCAAUUGGAGAGGCGUUUCUGCUCCAGGGAGGUGACUGUGCUGAGAGUUUUAAGGAAUUUAAUGCUAAUAACAUUAGGGAUACCUUCAGGGUUCUGUUGCAGAUGGGUGUCGUCUUGACCUACGGAGCUCAGAUUCCCGUCAUUAAGGUAGGAAGGAUGGCUGGCCAGUUUGCAAAACCUAGGUCUGAUCCAUUUGAGAUCAGGGAUGGGGUGAAGCUCCCCAGUUAUCAGGGAGACAAUAUCAACACUGAUAUCUUCGACGAAAAAUCUAGAGCUCCAGACCCCCAAAAACUGAUUAGAGCCUACACUCAAUCAGCAGCAACUUUAAACCUUCUCAGAGCAUUUGCCACUGGUGGAUAUGCAGCAAUGCAGAGAGUGAAACAGUGGAACCUCGAUUUCACUGAUAACAGUGAGCAGGGAGACAGAUACAAGGAAACUGCACAGAGAAUAGAUGACUCCCUGGGGUUCAUGGUUGCUUCUGGACUCACCAUGGAUCAUCCUAUAAUGACCACCACUGAAUUCUGGACAUCCCAUGAAUGUCUUCAUCUUCCCUAUGAGCAAGCAUUGACACGAGAGGAUUCAACAACUGGUCUCUACUAUGAUUGCUCUGCUCACUUCCUUUGGGUAGGUGAGAGGACUAGACAGUUGGAUGGAGCUCAUGUUGAAUUCCUCCGAGGUGUAGCCAAUCCUAUUGGAAUAAAGGUGAGUGACAAGAUGGAUCCAAAGGAGCUUGUGAAACUAUGUGAAAUUCUAAACCCUCAUAACAAGGCUGGAAGAUUGACAAUAAUUGUACGGAUGGGUGCGGAGAACAUGCGAGUCAAGCUCCCCCAUUUGAUCAGAGCAGUUCGCCAAACAGGGCUUAUUGUCACCUGGGUGAGUGAUCCCAUGCACGGAAACACUAUCAAGGCUCCAUGUGGCCUUAAGACCCGCUCAUUCGAUGCAAUCAGGGCAGAGUUGAGGGCUUUCUUCGAUGUACAUGAACAAGAGGGGAGCCGUCCAGGUGGAGUUCAUUUGGAGAUGACAGGGCAGAAUGUCACAGAAUGUAUUGGAGGAUCAAGGGUAGUGACAUAUGAUGAUUUGAGCUCCCGCUACCAUACACAUUGUGAUCCCAGGCUUAAUGCAUCACAAUCAUUGGAGCUAGCUUUUGCCAUCUCAGAGAGGUUAAGGAAGAAGAGGAUGAUGAGGUCUGGUCAGACAUUUGCUUAGACUGCAUGCUAUGAAGGCAAUUGUACUGUUAUAGGGUGUUAAUCUUUGAAUGGAUUUUUUAUUGUUGGACCUAUAAUUUAUUUUCUUAAUUUGGUCUUUCCUAGAGAAAUUUAGUUUACUUGUGAGGAAUUAAUUUUUUUUUUAUCCUUUGUACCUAAAAACCUUGCAAAUGAAAUUUGUCGACUAGAAUUCAGUCUU